Molecule: messenger RNA, 1578 nt
Organism: Caenorhabditis remanei
Lineage: Eukaryota; Metazoa; Nematoda; Chromadorea; Rhabditida; Rhabditidae
Exons: 7
Coding region: 1-1578 (525 amino acids)
Source: RefSeq, a predicted model, not a curated record
AUGGAACAGAAACUCCGAAGAGUCGACAGAAUUUCAUCAAAACGAUUGCAAGCUGAAUGGAGUCAUUUAUUCGUUGACCAAGAAGAAAAACGAAUGAAAAUAGACGUGGGUAGAGUAGACAAAAUUCCUGCACCUUCAGAGCAAAAUUCUAACAAUUAUGAUAGCAAUGUGGAUGAAAAGAAUUCGGUCGACAUAGAAAUGUGGGAAGCAUCUAACGGAGACGAUAGUGUUGAGUCAGAGAAUAAUGAUUGUGAAUUCACAGAUGAAAACAGUGAAGCGCCGGUUAUUAAUGAAUGGGAUCGAGAAGAUGCUCUUAAUUUCAUUGGAUCAGUUUUCUUAUACAAUAAAGUCAGUAAAACAAUAGGAAAAGACAUUUUUCAAAUCUCCAAUAUUUUAAAGAAUCAACCCGAAAUUCAGAUUCAAGAUGUAUGGAAAGUUGUUGAUCAUUGGAGUGAUCAAGGAACUCGAAUUUAUGCUUUUUGUGGUACCUUUAGCACAGUUCUUCUGGACAGUAAGAAAUGUGGAAAUGUAGGAUGUUCUCGAUAUUCGUUAUCUCAAGCAAAUGUAGCAAGUUCCAAAAUGAUCGUAACAUUUUCCAUCAGAAAACAAGUGGAAGAUCUUCUUAGCAAUGGAUCAUUCGAUGAUACACUUCUGAAUCGUGGAUUAAAGAGCUCAUCAUUGUCCUCUAGACUCUGCGAUACACCACAAUAUAAAGAGCGAAUAUCGGAAUGUGAAACCAAAUACCCUGAUUACAUUACAUUACUUUUAACAAUGAAUACCGAUGGAUUCAGAAAACGUGGAAACUCUAGAGGAGAAGUAUGGCCAGUUUUUUUGGCUCCCAGCGAUGUUUCUAUGAAAAAGAAUUCCUUUGAAGAGUAUCGUCCGGAAAUCGUGAUGAUGUCAGCAAUCAUGCUAACGACUAACAAGCCUAAUGAUUCGGAUUUUUCGAGUAUUUUUGAACGUCUCAAAAACGAAAUCGACGAUACAACUAAAAACCCUAUUCAUGUUUUAAUCAGAAAUGUGAAUUACAAAGUACGACUUGAAAUCUAUCAAUGUGUAUUAGAUAUGGACGCUAGCAAAAAGAUUUACGGGUAUCCUUGUUGGCAGUCAUAUGAGGGCUGCUCAAGAUGCUCUGUUCGCGGUUCUCGAGAACGAACGAAAAAGGGAAGUAUGAUUUGUUGGUUCACACAAAGGGAGACAGUGAUCGUAUUUAUCCUGAAAAUUAUCCUGGAUCACAUGGUUCCAAAUAUAAGAUUCGAAGGCAGCCCAUUGAUAUCAAGCGCUGCUCCAUUUGAACGUCUCAACCAAUCACUUGGGCGAAACACAGAUGUUUAUACAACGCGAUCUCUUAUCGACAUGACAACAAAGUUCAUGGCGUCGCAUCGGGCUAACUAUUAUUGUGAGAAAGCUGUCGCAAAAACAGGAUCGCCUGUCCUUUAUCCCUAUACAAUGAGAGCGAUAUCUGAAAUGUUUCGUCAAGGAAAUGCAGCGUGUAAAAAGUUGGAUGAAAACGAAUUACAUGAAAAAGAAAAGGAUGCUUUGAGGAAUCAUGUUUCGCAGAUUUCUCAUUUUGUGUAA